Solanum tuberosum (potato) is the source of this 2370-nucleotide messenger RNA. Its product is annotated as LRR receptor-like serine/threonine-protein kinase GSO1. The record is from RefSeq and is a predicted model, not a curated record. The coding region runs from base 1 to 2370 and encodes 789 amino acids. Lineage: Eukaryota; Viridiplantae; Streptophyta; Magnoliopsida; Solanales; Solanaceae. Gene Ontology annotation, molecular function: protein binding. The transcript has 4 exons.
AUGGAGGAGUACAUUUUCUUAUUGAUUCUUCUCUUUCUACUUCAAUUUUCUGUAUCAUUUGCAACCUCAAAUGAGACAGACCAACAAGCUCUACUAGCUUUCCAAAAUCUUAUUACAAGUCCUAGUCAUUUUUUGGCCAACAAUUGGACCAACAAUACUUAUUUUUGCUCUUGGUUUGGUGUCACUUGCACUUCAAAAACCCAAAGGUUUGGGGCCUUGACUCUUCCUAAUUUGCAACUUCAAGGCACAAUAUCCCCGUUUUUGGCCAAUUUGUCCUUCCUCGAUGUUCUCAAUCUUGGGAACAACAACUUCCAUGGUGGGAUCCCUUAUGGACUUGGCCACUUGCCUUGCUUGCGAGUGAUUGAUGUUCAAAACAAUCAGCUAGAAGGAAGUAUUCCAACAAGUCUAUUUCAACACCAGAAAGUUCAAGUUAUUUCAUUGGGCUUCAAUAAACUCGGUGGUGAAAUGUGGAAAGGGCCAUGUUUGUAUGGAAAUAGAGUUGGUGGCAACAUUCCAAAGGAAAUUGGUAAUCUGAGACAACUUGAAUUUUUGUCCUUGGUCGAUAAUCAAUUAACAGGUUUCGUAACUGCAACAUUGUUUAAUAUCUCAUCACUUCGUGUCCUAUCUCUUGGAAUCAAAAGACUUUCUGGUCCUCUCUUGCUUGAUGAAAGGAAUAUUGUGUCAAAUAUAGAGUUUCUAAGUAUAUCUAACAACCAAAUUUCUGGCUGCAUUCCUUCCAACAUAUGCCAACUCACAAAGCUCAAAGUCUUGUCCAGAGCUUUCAACAACAUAACUGGAGAAAUACCCAGAAAUAUUGAUUGUUUAUCCAAACUUGAACAGUUUCUUAUUGGUGAUAAUCCAAUAGAAGGGACUAUCCCCACUUCAUUGGGAAAUAUAUCCACUCUUCAAUAUAUUUAUUGUGGAAACAAUCGCAUAGUGGGGAAAAUUCCCCAAGAAUUAGGGAAGCUAUCAAAUUUGAGGCAAUUAAACUUUGCCUCUAAUUAUAAUCUUAUUGGUCAAAUUCCAGAGGCUAUUUUUAACAUAUCUUCUUUGGAAAUCAUUGAUUUCAAUUUCAAUAGCCUCUCAGGUAGAAUUCCAGUCACUACAGGUCUUCAUCUUCCAAACCUUAAAGUACUUGAGUUGGGAGCCAAUCAGAUCAACGGGGAAAUUCCAUUGUUCAUAACAAAUGCUUCCAAGAUUGAGAAACUGGUACUAGCACGGAACUUUCUCACGGGCGCUAUUCCUAAUAAUUUAGGAAAUCUUCGUGAGUUGCGAUUACUAAUGUUGAAAUAUCUAGAAGUAGGUUCCAAUCCGUUGAUUGGCAUUCUUCCCAAUUCUAUUGGGAAUCUUUCAUCUACUGUUGAAUACUUUGAAAUAGGAUAUGCACACAUCAACGGCCUCAUCCCCAUAAGUAUAGGCAACAUUAGCGGCCUUACAGCCUUGUACUUUGAAGACAACAACUUGGCAGGGAAUAUUCCUUCUGAGAUUGGUUUGGUUGAUAAUGAGCUACCUAGAUUAAUUCCAGAAUGCUUAGGUAAUCUUAGCAUGCUUCAAAAGCUUUAUUUGGGUUCUAAUAAAUUUUUAUCAAAAAUUCCCUUGAGCCUUUGGAAGAUGAGUAGCCUUCUCUAUCUUGACGUGUCACAUAAUUCAAUAGAGGGAAAAGUUCUCGAGGAUAUUGGAGGACUGAAGGCCAUUGUAGAACUACAUCUUUCCGGUAACCACUUUUCAGGCAUGAUACCAAGCAGAUUCGGGGAACUCCAAAACCUGCAGUCUCUUGACCUGUCGAACAAUUCAUUUUUUGGACAAAUUCCAUCUUCCUUUUCCAACUUGAUAAGCUUGGAAUUCUUGAAUUUGUCUUUAAAUGCAUUCUCAAGUACUAUUUCUAUGUCUUUGGAAAAACUUUCAUCCCUUAAAAGCAUUAAUGUUUCAUUUAAUGAUUUAAAAGGUGAAAUACCUAGUGGCGGUGUGUUUGCAAAUUCCACACUACAAUCAUUUCUCGGGAACAAAGGUCUAUGUGGAGUGCACAUAUUGGAGAUUCCUGCUUGUGCUAUCACUAAUCCUGGACAACAAUCAAAGCUUAAGGAGGUUGUGCUAAAAAUUGUUUCUCCGAUGGUUAUUUCAUCCUUUCUCAUAUUCUUGUUGGUUUCAAUUUGGAUAAUGAAACGACAAAAGAAAGGAAAGUCCAAAGAUGUGGAGAAGGCUUUAGAGAUCAAAACUCAUCAAUUGAUUACUUAUCACAAGAUUCAACAAGCAACAAAUAAUUUUGAUGAAUCCAAUUUAAUUGGUGUGGGAAGUUUUGGCUCUGUGUACAAAGGCACAUUAUCUGGGGGGAAGUGUAGUGGCAAUAAAGGUUCUAGACUUGGAAAAUGA